GCAGGAGCAGGGAGCAGCCAGCCCCAGGGAUCUGGGAGAGCCAUGCCGGACUCCUUCGCCAUCCACUUCCUCAAGGUGCUGCGGGAGCUGCUGGCCUUCGUGCUGUUCAGCUACACGGUGCUGCUGGGGGCGCUGCUGCUGGCCGGCUGGACCACCUACUUCCUGGUGCUCAAGUGA
Agelaius phoeniceus (red-winged blackbird) is the source of this 177-nucleotide messenger RNA. The record is from RefSeq and is a predicted model, not a curated record. Lineage: Eukaryota; Metazoa; Chordata; Aves; Passeriformes; Icteridae.